AUGCCCGAAAGAGAUGUGGUCUCCUGGACUUUAAUGAUUGCAGGAUAUGCACAAAUGGGCCUGUUGAAAAUGCCAGAGAUUUUUCAGCAAAUGCAAUUAGCAGGUGUAAAUUCUAACUUCAAAAUCUUUCUCAGCGUAUUGUCAGCCUGUGCCAAGUUCGGAGAUAUGUAUGCGAAAUGUGGAAAUGUACACAAGGCACGAAAACUGUUUUAUAGAGUGCUUGACAAAAAUGUUGCCUCAUGGACUACAAUAGUUUUAGGAUAUGCUAUGCAUGGGUGUGGUAGGGAUGCUCUCAAAAUCUCUGAGCAAUGCAACACUCUGCAAUGUACCCGGACGAUAAAUUGGCAGUUGAGGUGA
Cryptomeria japonica (Japanese cedar) is the source of this 357-nucleotide messenger RNA. RefSeq names its product pentatricopeptide repeat-containing protein At4g19191, mitochondrial-like. Gene Ontology annotation, molecular function: protein binding; RNA binding. The transcript is spliced from 2 exons. Lineage: Eukaryota; Viridiplantae; Streptophyta; Pinopsida; Cupressales; Cupressaceae. The record is from RefSeq and is a predicted model, not a curated record. Bases 1 to 357 code for a protein of 118 amino acids. Gene Ontology annotation, biological process: RNA modification.